Molecule: messenger RNA, 1608 nt
Organism: Xenia sp. Carnegie-2017
Lineage: Eukaryota; Metazoa; Cnidaria; Anthozoa; Malacalcyonacea; Xeniidae
Product: Krueppel-like factor 11
Exons: 4
Coding region: 367-1311 (314 amino acids)
Biological process (GO): regulation of transcription by RNA polymerase II
Molecular function (GO): RNA polymerase II cis-regulatory region sequence-specific DNA binding; DNA-binding transcription factor activity, RNA polymerase II-specific
Source: RefSeq, a predicted model, not a curated record
AAUAGUAAUUUCUAACAAGAAAGUGGUUGAAAACUUGAGAGAACAUUUGUGAUUGUCGAUAGAAAUGUACUUUGUUGUUGAAUUUGUGUGUGGAGGAUGGGCACUGGGCUCGGCUUAGGUUUGAGUUUGGCUGUGGUUUGGGUGUAACUCGCCGACCGGAAAUAAUCUUGUACACGUUGAUGAAAUUCGGCCUCCAUUUUGAAACGUUUCUUCUCGAGAAUUUUCGGUCGAAUAAGACGAGAAUUUGUGAUUAAAUAUCAUCGAUUAACUACUUAUAUAAAGAACGAAGCUGCUCCCGAGCAAGUAGUAAGUAAAGUUCGAGUGAAAUCCGAUAGAGACAUUACUGCCGUCCAAUCGUUGCUAGCUAUGAGCCAGUGGUGUCCUCCCAGUCCCGACCAUUCGAUUUCACCGACAAACGAUCCUCUUUUUUCCGUCUUUGAUCCUAUUCACAACAGUUAUCAACUUAGCCCCGACCAAAAGUUUGACAAUUCCCCACCAACUCAGACUCAAAAUGCUGUGCCUAAUCCGGUCGGCGUUUUUGGUUUACCGACGCAAAGCUUGGUAGAUUUUAGCAAGCUUUUAGCAGGGAAUCGCAUAUCUUUGCCCAAUAACGCUGGCCAGCAAGGGCCCAUCAUGAUUAUAUGUCCUAUAGCGGUGCCGACGAGCAGCGCCAAUACUACAACGCCUGCUUCAGCAACAAAUUUAAAUGACCUGAGAAACAGCGUACCUUCGACGAGCACUGCUUCACGAAACACACAGGCAACUACGGUGGAAGGCGAUUCAACCAGAAAAAGAAACUACGUUUGCACUUAUGAAAACUGCACGAAAACAUACUUCAAGAGUUCCCAUUUGAAAGCCCAUCUUCGUACGCACACAGGUGAAAAACCAUUUGUCUGUACAUGGGAAUCAUGCGAUAGAAAGUUUGCAAGAUCUGAUGAGCUAACACGACAUCGUCGAACUCACACGGGAGAAAAGAAGUUUGAAUGUCCCUUGUGCCAUAGACGUUUCAUGAGGUCGGAUCAUUUGACCAAACAUGCUCGCCGUCAUCUUACUGCCAAGAAAUUACCCGGUUGGCAGGUCGAGAUGAAUAAACUCAAUCAAGUUGCUGCCGCGACCAUGGCGGCAUCAAGGAAUCCACCUCAAAAUGAAAGUUGUAGCAUGCAGCCCAUGUUAUCCCCCAAUAUUCCACAGAUGUACUCGAUACCAUCACCUUCUACAUCAUUUGAAAGCCUAAUGAUGAACUCCUCUGAAUUAGGUGGACACUCAACUAUUAGUUCUUCGUCUACUAACACUCUCACUGUUCCUACCUGAAACUGUAUAAUCAAAGAAACUUGUAAAUACAUGGCUAUUUAAUUGAGCCAGGCAUGUUAAGAAGUAUGCACUUUUAAAGUUAUUGCUUUUUAUUUAACAGCAGAUUUGUGUGUGAAGUGUAUUGUAAUGUUUAUUAUGCCAAAAAUGUUAAUGAUUAUAUCAACUGGCAUCAAAAUUGAUGAGACAAUUUCUUUAAAAUCCAUCAAUUGUAUAUAUGAAGUGACGGCAUUUUGUUAAAUAAGUAAUACAAUCUAUAUUAGAAAAUUAAAGCAGAAAUUUUAUGUCUUCUAUACGAUA